CUGUAUUUAAUUAUCGACGAAAGCGUUCACGAAAGCCAUUGGUUUCCCAUUACUAGUCAUUGGAUCCCUUAGUGUCUAAUCACUCGGAUUUGAGCACUCAUUGCAGCUUUAAAUUGGUUAUCCUUUUAACGCAUAUGUCGUGUCCAAUGAAUUGGCUAAUUGUAGUGAUUUUCAUUGAUUUGGUGGUCACUUGAGUGCAAUAGAAAAUGAAUAAUAAUUUUCAGUUUGAAUUCAAUAAAUAUAUUAAUCAAAAGCGAUUACUGAAGAAAAUAUUUGAUGAGACACUCAUCACAUGCAAUGAGAUCGCUAUCAAUGACUACUUCACCAAAGAUCAAUUCUCGGAAAUAUGUCUUAAAGACGAGGACGAGAAGUUCAUCCGUGAAAUCAUUGAAACGCCGAUCGGAAUCGUUGUCUUGGGAUCCAAAUCCUGGGCUAAGGCUCAAGUCGUCAAUGAACUCUUGGGCUGCGCUCUCCUUCCAGUCGACACCAAUGAGAGGGCUAACCCAUGGCGUACUGUCCGCUGUCUAUACGGCACCCAAACGGUAGUGUCUUUAGCUGUGGCCCAUUGCUAUGAAUUGGUCGAGCAUUUGGCAGCUUAUGAUCAGGUCUGGCAUACCAUACCUCAGAGCGAUUUGCAGCUUAAACAGGGAGACGCCAACGCCAUCCGAGACCCGGGCUAUCACUUGGCAACUCUUGAAGUGAAACUACCGCACCCUCUACUCAAAGACGACGUCCAGAUAGUGGUGUCGCCGGGACUUAACGACUUCGAUGUCAUCUAUUCGUGUUGUUUUGAAAACAUUAACCCAAUUGUAAUAUAUGUCGUAUCCGGAGAAGACGAGUGUCUGUCACCCCUCGAUGUCCAGCAUUUGUGUGACUUUCGUGUCAAAGAACCCAAAAUUCCCAUAUUUUUCGUGCGAACGAAGGAAGUGGUGUCACAACCGCUGACCCCAUCGCCCAGUUAUGGCGAAUUCUCGCCGUCAGAGUUGACUGAAUCGCAACAACACUGGUAUUACAACCGACAGCACUCGUCGGCGGCGGUUGUGAGCUGUUCGGUGGGCGGCCACAGCCCUCCCAUUGACAGUGCAUUAGUGAUGCCCUCAUCUUCAUUGCCAAACACACAGUUCGAGUCAUUUCAUCGAAACUCUUCGUCUAUGGCAUUAUACCAACAGUUAUGUAAUUUAGGAUUUCUUAACCAAAGCCGGCAUCACAUGAGAGGACAGCUAACGCACGAAUCGGUGGCUAAAAAGUCUCGACGCGACUACUUCUUUGACGUCACAUCAGAAUUGGUUGAAAACUUCAGCAACUUUUCGUCCAUUUUGUUAUUCUUUCGCAAUAUCUUGAGAUCAAAUCUGGUGUCGGCCACGACUCUACUCAACGAAUCACACAAUCAUUGUCUUCGUAUGUUUAUACUGACAGCACAUGACAUGACAUGGGAUCUCCAGAUCACACCCAAGCGUAUCGAAUACGUGAAACAACGAGAGGCAGAGCUGUUCUCGUCGUUGAUGGCCAUCGCCAACAAAAAGCAGGAAGAGAUCAAACAACUGAUAUCCGAGACAAUCGACUUCAUGCGCUCCGAUAUUCAAAGCCAAGCGGCGAACCACGAGUUCACGAGUCCUAUAAUCAAUUACAAUAACAUCAGUGCCCGUGAACUACACAACUGUACCGAUGAGGUGCAAGACUUAGUGCUCACUCUACUCAACAGUGCCAUCGCAUCCAAAUUAGUCGGCUCUGUGGACAUCAUGAGGGAGUCAUUCAUCGGUACACUCGAGCGGUGUCUCUCGUGUCUGGAGAACUCGAUCCAAGAGGCCGGCGAACCCCGCGAGACGUCAGUCGCUCUCAAAGAGAUACUGAACGCCGCCUAUCAGAUAGAGGUGAACAUCAAGACGUCGCACAACUUCUUCCGCGUGUUGUGGGAAAAGAUGAAACAAUUGGUGAAAACGAUUUCAUGGAAACCUUAUCCCACUGUUGAUGACGAGUGGAAGAAGAGUGUGGCCAACGAUGUGUUGGACAGUCUCAGCGAAUCACGACUCGCCAAAAGUAUUUGCCUUCAGUUCAGGGAUCGACUCAAACAAUCGCACGACUACUUCACGAUAGCUCUCAAGCAAUUGGAGGGCGCACAUAUGGGACGUAUGCGGCGUACGGAUGACCGCCGCGAACAGGUCCGCAAGAAUCACGCGCCGGGUUUCGCGAAGUUUGCGUUGGAGUCGACGUCUCUAAUCGAUGUCAUAAUCCACGGAAUGCCUCAAUUGGGUCGUGAGAUCGGAAGGGGUCAGUACGGAGUGGUCUACUCAUGCAAUCGUUGGGCCGGUUAUUCUCCCUGUGCUAUCAAAUCGGUGGUACCGCCCGAUGACAAGCACUGGAAUGACUUGGCGAUGGAGUUCUAUUACACCCGUUCCAUACCAGAGCACCCGAGGGUCGUACAAAUUAGGGGAGCAGUCAUUGACUACACAUACGGCGGCGGUAUUACACCCGCAGUACUUCUCAUUAUGGAUCGCAUGGUCUGCGAUCUGUACGCCGCCAUCAAGAAUGGCUUGGAAUGGAUGGCCAGACUGCAGGUGGCGAUCGACGUCUUAAGCGGAAUCCGUUUCCUUCACGGCCAGGGAUUAGUGCACAGAGACAUCAAACUUAAGAACGUAUUACUGAAUAACAAGAAUCGCGCGAAGAUCACAGAUCUGGGCUUUUGUAAGCCGGAAGCCAUGAUGUCCGGGUCCAUCGUGGGAACGCCUAUACAUAUGGCACCCGAACUCUUCUCCGGCCGUUACGACGGAAUGGUUGACGUCUACGCGUUUGGUAUACUAUUCUGGUAUAUCUGUGCCGGACAUGUGAGGCUUCCCUACGUGUUCGAGCAGUGCCAGAGUAAGGACCAGUUGUGGACUGUCGUCAAGAAAGGCGCUCGACCGGAACGACUGCCCCAAUUUGAUGACGAGUGUUGGCUACUGAUGGAGCAGUGCUGGAACGGCGACCCAACCCUACGACCACUACUCGGCAACUGCGAGGAGAAACUCAAACAAAUUGAAGAGCACUACCGUCUCAGUCAACCGCCGACCGGUUAUAACAAGAAUUACAUGCGAACCAAAGUCAACAAAAUCAAAACAAAAAAUUAACACAUUUU
Messenger RNA from Oppiella nova, 3112 nucleotides. The record is from the annotation of a GenBank genome assembly. NCBI's taxonomy places the organism in Eukaryota, Metazoa, Arthropoda, Arachnida, Sarcoptiformes, Oppiidae.